Messenger RNA from Erinaceus europaeus (western European hedgehog), 945 nucleotides. Its product is annotated as olfactory receptor 52B2-like. Gene Ontology annotation, cellular component: membrane. Gene Ontology annotation, biological process: G protein-coupled receptor signaling pathway. Bases 1 to 945 code for a protein of 314 amino acids. The record is from RefSeq and is a predicted model, not a curated record. The transcript has a single exon. Gene Ontology annotation, molecular function: olfactory receptor activity; G protein-coupled receptor activity. NCBI's taxonomy places the organism in Eukaryota, Metazoa, Chordata, Mammalia, Eulipotyphla, Erinaceidae.
AUGUCCUCUUGCAACAACUCUAUUCCUCAGCCUUUGAUAUUUGUCCUGGCUGGAAUUCCUGGGCUGGAAUCUUCCCAUGGCUGGUUUUCUCUGCCUUUUCUCUUGGUGUUUGUCAUUACAGUCAUUGGCAAUGUCACAGUCUUAUACAUCAUUCGAAUAGAGAACAGUCUUCAUGAACCUAUGUUUCUCCUCUUGGCCAUGUUAUCCGUGGUAGACCUGUCCCUGGUCGGUGUUACUGUGCCCCGCAUGUUGGGUAUCUUCUGGGCGAAUGCCAAAGAAAUAAGCUUCAAUGCCUGCCUCACACAGAUGUUUUUCAUCCCUUCCUUUUAUGUAAUGGAAUCUGGGAUCCUCCUUGCCAUGGCUUUUGACAGAUUCAUAGCUAUCUGGUACCCUCUGAGAUACACAACCAUCCUGGAUAACAACAUGCUUGUGAAGAUGGCACUGGCUGUCCUGGCAAGGGCAGUGGCAGUACUUACCCCAGCACCUAUCCUGACAAAAAGACUGGAAAGCUUCCGAACCCACAUCAUUCCGUACUCCUAUUGUGCCUACAUGGCUGUAGUGAAGAUAGCUUGCAGCGACAUCUCAGAUCACAUUGUCUAUGGCCUCAUGGUUAUUGUAACAUCUGUGGGAUUUGACCUUUUCUUUAUCAUACUCUCAUAUGGAUUGAUUCUCCGUGCUGUCUUUGGGAUUCCCUCUUGGGAAGCACGGAGCAAAGCUCUCAGCACAUGUAGUUCUCAUCUGUGUGUUAUUGCUCUCUUUUAUUCUCCCGUUGUCUUCUCUGUCCUGGCCCAGGUUCUAGGUUACCAGAUGGCUCCGCAUCUACAGAUCAUCGUUGACAAUCUCUACUUCCUGAUACCUCCCAUGGCCAACCCCUUGAUUUAUGCAGCUCGAACCAAGCAGAUGCGAGAGUGGGUGGUAAAGAUUCUCCACUGUCGCAGAGACUGA